Camelus dromedarius (Arabian camel) is the source of this 2760-nucleotide messenger RNA. RefSeq names its product progesterone immunomodulatory binding factor 1 (gene PIBF1). The transcript is spliced from 18 exons. NCBI's taxonomy places the organism in Eukaryota, Metazoa, Chordata, Mammalia, Artiodactyla, Camelidae. The coding region runs from base 268 to 2541 and encodes 757 amino acids. Gene Ontology annotation, cellular component: centriolar satellite. The record is from RefSeq and is a predicted model, not a curated record. Gene Ontology annotation, biological process: cilium assembly.
GGACGGGGUUCCGGCGUGGACUUAUGCAGCUGCAGCUUCCCCUGUCCUCCCGGCGCGGAGGUGGUUGUCUUGGUUACGAGUCCUAACGGUCCCGGGCCUGAGGUUCCUUGCUGAGGGGCUGCAACCUGAGCUGCUGUCUGGGGACACCUUCGGCUCUUCUAAGUGAGGGCGGUGGCGACCGCUUCAGCCUUCUAUGUGGAGUGAUUGAACCUUUCCAGAAAAUCGGAAGUGGAAUUGGAGAAGAAAAGUGACCCGUAAUAAUUAAAAAUGUCUCGAAAAGUUGCCAAGGCAUCAAAAAAACUGAACGUCUCUAGCUCUCUGGAAUCCGAAGAUAUUAGUUUAGAAACAACAGUUCCGACAGAUGAUAUUUCCUCAUCAGAAGAGCGAGACAAUAAAAUCAAAAUCACCAGGCAGCUAAUUGAACGGAAAGAACUACUUCAUAAUAUUCAGUUACUGAAAAUAGAACUAUCACAGAAAAACAUGAUGAUUGACAAUUUGAAAGUUGAUUAUCUUACAAAGAUUGAAGAAUUGGAGGAAAAGCUUAAUGAUGCACUUCACCAGAAGCAGCUACUAACGUUGAGAUUAGACAACCAGUUGACUUUUCAACAAAAGGAUGCCAGAAAAUAUCAAGAGCUAAUGAAACAAGAAAUGGAAACUAUUUUAUUGAGACAGAAACAGCUAGAAGAGACGAAUCUUCAGCUGAGAGAGAAAGCUGGAGAUAUUCGUCGAAACCUGCGUGACUUUGAGUUGACAGAAGAGCAAUAUAUGAAACUAAAAGGGUUUCCCGAAGAUCAGCUUUCCAUUCCUGAAUAUGUAUCUAUUCGGUUCUAUGAACUAGUGAAUCCAUUAAGAAAAGAAAUUGCUGAACUCCAAGUGAAAAAGAAUGACCUGUCAGAAGAAUUAAGUGAGAACAAAGUUCAACUGAAGCAACUGACAGAGACUUAUGAGGAAGAUCGCAGAAACUACUCUGAGCUUCAAAUCAGAUGUCAGCGUUUGGCCUUAGAAUUAGCAGACACAAAACAGUUAAUUAAGCAAGGUGACUACCGUCAAGAGAACUAUGACAAAGUCAAGAGUGAGCGUGAUGCACUUGAACAGGAAGUAACUGACUUACGGAGAAAAUAUGAAAUACUUGAAGCCACUCACAUAGCUCAAGCCAAAGAAAGAAGUGAAUUAUCAAAAGAGGUAACCACCUUACAGCAGACUGUUACUUUACUGCAAAAGGAUAAAGAGUAUCUCAACCGGCAAAACAUGGAGCUCAGCGUUCGUUUUGCCCAUGAAGAAGAUCGUCUUGAAAGACUUCACGCUCAACUUGAAGAAACCAAAAAGGCUAGAGAAGAGAUGUAUGAAAAAUAUGUAACAUCAAGAGACCAUUAUAAAACAGAAUAUGAAAAUAAACUACGUGAUGAAUUGGAACAAAUCAGAUUGAAAACUAAUCAAGAAAUUGAUCAGCUUCGAAGCGCUUCUAGGGAAAUGUAUGAGCGGGAAAACAGAAACCUCCGAGAAGCGCGGGAUAAUGCCAUGGCAGAAAAGGACCGAGCAGUGACAGCUGAAAAGGAUGCUCUAGAAAAACAUGAUCAGCUCUUAGACAGGUACAGAGAACUACAACUUAGCACAGAAAGCAAAGUAGCAGAAUUUCUCCACCAAAGUAAAUUGAAAUCUUUUGAAAGUGAGCGUGCUCAACUUCUACAAGAGGAAACUGCAAGAAAUCUCACACAGUGUCAGUUGGAAUGUGAAAAAUACCAAAAAAAACUGGAGGUUUUAACUAAAGAAUUUUAUAGUCUCCAAGCCUCUUCUGAAAAACGCAUUACUGAACUUCAAGCACAGAACUCUGAACAUCAGGCAAGGCUAGACGUUUAUGAGAAACUGGAAAAAGAGCUUGAUGAAAUAAUAAUGCAAACUGCAGAAAUUGAAAAUGAAGAUGAGGCUGAAAGGGUUCUUUUUUCCUAUGGCUAUGGUGCUAAUGUUCCCACAACAGCCAGAAGACGACUAAAACAAAGUGUCCACUUGGCAAGAAGAGUGCUCCAGUUAGAAAAACAAAACUCGUUGGUUUUAAAGGACCUGGAACAUCAAAAGAACCAAGUAACACAGCUUUCACAAGAGCUUGACAGGGCCAAUUCUCUGUUAAACCAGACUCAGCAACCUUACAGGUAUCUCAUUGAAUCAGUGCGUCAGAGAGAUUCUAAGAUUGAUUCACUGAAGGAGUGUAUUACACAACUUGAGAAGGAUGUCAGCAAUUUAAAUAAAGAAAAGUCAGCUUUACAGCAGAUGAAGAAUCAAAUGGCAUUAGAUUUGGAACAACUUCUAAAUCAUCGUGAGGAAUUGGCAGCAAUGAAACAGAUUCUCACUAAUAUGCGGAAUAAGCGUUCUGAGGACAAGUUACUUUUUACUAAAAUGGAAUCCAAAAAUGUGACCGAAAAUCAGAAAUCAAAGACUUUGAAUGUGCCUAGAGAACAUGAAGACAAUAUAUUUACACCCAAACCAACACUCUUUACCAAAAAGGAAGCACCUGAGUGGUCUAAGAAGCAAAAGAUGAAGACCUAGUGUUUUGGACAGAUUUGCUACAUCAUCAUUUACUCCUGAAGUUCUUUUUCCAAUGGACAAAAAGUUUAUCUUAAUCAUGUACUUGGCAUUUUUUAACUAGCUAAUUUAAAGUUUCUUUUAACUGAGUGUUAAAUUAACAAAUUUUAUCAUAAUCAAAAUAUAUAGAGUGAACAUAUUUGGUUUUAUCUAUCUUGUUCCAAAAUAAAUGUUGUAUACUUU